Messenger RNA from Seriola aureovittata, 2241 nucleotides. Its product is annotated as cytochrome P450 2J2. Gene Ontology annotation, molecular function: oxidoreductase activity, acting on paired donors, with incorporation or reduction of molecular oxygen, reduced flavin or flavoprotein as one donor, and incorporation of one atom of oxygen; heme binding; iron ion binding. Bases 103 to 1584 code for a protein of 493 amino acids. Gene Ontology annotation, cellular component: intracellular membrane-bounded organelle; cytoplasm. Gene Ontology annotation, biological process: xenobiotic metabolic process. NCBI's taxonomy places the organism in Eukaryota, Metazoa, Chordata, Actinopteri, Carangiformes, Carangidae. The transcript has 9 exons. The record is from RefSeq and is a predicted model, not a curated record.
ACAUAACAUUCCCUUGCUGGGCUCCUGUUUUUCCAGUUUCCUCCACUCCUCUCCCAGAUAACGUAAAGGAUCGAACAGAGGACCUUUUGAAAUAUCUUCAUCAUGAUUUUUCAAGCGAUUUUUGAUUGCAUGGACUUUACUGGUUGGCUCUUGUUUGGUUUUGUAUUGUUACUUUUCACUGAUGUGGUAAGAAACUGGAGGCCUCACAACUUGCCACCUGGACCCUGGGCCAUGCCUUUUCUAGGAAAUGUCUUCACUGGAGUUGACUUCAAAACAAUGGAGAAGCUUGCUCAGGAGUACGGCCCCGUGUUUAGCUUGAGAAGAGGCAGCGAGAGGAUGGUGUUUAUUUCAGGAUACAAGAUGGUCAAAGAAGCUCUUGUCAACCAGCUGGACAGCUUUGUUGACCGACCUGUCGUUCCUCUCUUCCAUGUUGUCUUCAAGGGCCUUGGCAUAGCUUUGAGCAAUGGUUACCUGUGGAAGAAACAGAGGAAGUUUACCAACACUCACCUGCGUUACUUUGGAGAGGGCCAGAAGUCGCUGGAAAAAUAUACUGAAGUGGAAAGUAACUUUCUUUGUGAAGCUUUCCAAGAGGAACAAGGAAGACCAUUCAACCCCCACUACACCAUAACCAAUGCAGUGAGUAACAUCAUCUCCUCUGUGGUCUUUGGACAUCGCUUUGAAUACAGUGAUCAAGGCUUUCGCAAGGUUCUGGAGUUGGACAAUGAGGCCGUUUUGCUCGCUGGCUCUCCCCAAACACAGCUGUAUGAUGCUUUCCCUGGCUUGCUGAAGUACCUGCCAGGACCUCACCAGACUGUCCACAGCAACUACAAAGAGAUCGUGAUGUUCCUGAGGAAGGAAAUAGAGAAGCACCAGGAGGAGUGGAACGCCAAUGACCCUCGUGAUUAUAUCGACGUUUACCUGGCGGAGAUGGAGAAGAAAAAAGAGGAUCCUCAGGCGGGCUUCAACACUGAAACCCUGCUGGUUUGCACCCUCGACCUGAUCGAGGCCGGGACAGAAACAGCUGCCACCACUUUACGCUGGGCGCUCCUUUACAUGAUACACUACCCAGAGAUACAGAAGAAAGUCCAGGAAGAGAUAGGCCGAGUGAUCGGACAAUCUCGCCACCCCACCAUGGCCGAUAGGCCCAACCUGCCCUACACUGAAGCUGUCAUCCAUGAGGUCCAGAGGAUGGGAAAUAUUGUUCCGCUGGGAUUCCCCAAAAUGGCCAGCAAAGACGCUACACUGGGAGGAUACUUCAUACCCAAGGGCACAGCUGUAGUGACAAUACUAGCAUCUGUGUUGUUUGAUAAGAAUGAGUGGGCGACUCCAGAUAACUUCAAUCCUGAGCAUUUCUUGGAUUCAGAGGGUCAGUUCCGAAGGAGAAACGCUUUCUUGCCAUUUUCAGCAGGUAAACGUGUGUGUUUAGGGGAGCACCUGGCCAAAAUGGAGCUGUUCCUUUUCUUUGCAUCCCUCCUCCAGCGCUUCACCUUCUCUCCCGCUCCGGGAGAGAUGCCCAGCUUGGAGGGUGUGCUGGGCUUCACCCAUUCCCCAGAGGAGUUCAAGAUGCUAGCCAUACCUCGCUGAUGUUCUCCACUCUAAACAAAAAGCAAGCAUCGCUGAGCAGGAUCAACAUAUUCUCCUUCAAGACCAAAAAAAUCAAAGUGGAACUUGGAAAACAUUUUGCCACCAGAUGUAAAUAAAACCCAAUUACCCUCAAUGUGGCUCUUGUGUAAACCUCUUAAGACUGUGUUGGUUUGCACAAUAAAAACCCAAACUUGCCUUUUAGUUUUGCUGCACUCAGAAGUACAUCUGGUUUAAACUUGGUACAUGUCGUUCAUCAUUAUUACAUGGAGUUUGGUGACUUGCUUGCUACAAAUGUUACAGUUACUUUACUAAAACUAAACUAAAAAAUAAUCUGCUGUAACAUAUAUGUGUCCUGAUCCAGUAUCUAUCAGUGGCGUGACAAGCUUUUAUCUACAGGUUCAUUAACCAUCGUUCCUUUGAGUGUUACCUAAUGUAAUGACCUAAUACGGACAAUGUAUUGAUUACAUAAGGGUUUUAACUGCUCUGUUUGGAUUUAUAUAACACAACAGUGCACUCUGACACACAAACAACUCUGUGAACUUUGCAUCAUUUAAUGACAUCUAUGAUGAUGGAUAUGCAAGUUGUUAAGCUUCAAGUUUCAACAACUCCAAUAACAGUGUCUCCCAUUCAAUAAUAAAUAAUACUAAUAACAAAAAC